Messenger RNA from Exophiala dermatitidis NIH/UT8656, 1743 nucleotides. RefSeq names its product 26S proteasome regulatory subunit N3. Gene Ontology annotation, biological process: regulation of protein catabolic process; ubiquitin-dependent protein catabolic process. Gene Ontology annotation, molecular function: enzyme regulator activity. Gene Ontology annotation, cellular component: proteasome complex; proteasome regulatory particle, lid subcomplex. The record is from RefSeq and is a predicted model, not a curated record. The transcript has 3 exons. The coding region runs from base 1 to 1743 and encodes 580 amino acids. Lineage: Eukaryota; Fungi; Ascomycota; Eurotiomycetes; Chaetothyriales; Herpotrichiellaceae.
AUGAGCGGCGACAAACAUCGUCUCAACGGUACCGGUCCGAACGCAAAUGGCAUUGAUGGGUCAGAAGAUGUCGAGAUGAAAGAACAAUCACAGAACUCGAAGAAGGGUUCUAAGCCCAACAAGGACAAGGAUGGGGAUGACGAGAUGACUGUUGUUGUUCCGCCUUCGAAGGGUUCAAACGCUCCCACUGCUCCAGAGAAAGCCACCGAGGCGGACCUCAAAAUCGGCGCCUUGAAUGGCAAUUCGGAGAAUGAAGCGGAAGCCGAGAUCGAUCCCCAGGAAAAAGCCAUAUCAGAAAUCAAAGCCAAUCUCCCAUUAUUGGAGCGUGGUGUCGCCCAAUUCGAUCCGCGGUUCAGUCUGAGGGUGCUCCGUUCGAUAUCGUCAGUCCGAAAACAUCUAUCUGCUUACGUGCUGGCGACUGUCGUGAUAGACGCGUACCCAACUCCUACGGCAACUGCCACUUCUCUCCUUACCGCCGUUAAAGAUGACCCAUCCUUUCCCUCGCAGAAAGUCGAAGAAUGGCAUAACAGGAAGGAUGCAGCUCACCAGAAGGGUUCUCCGAAAGAAAUAUUGCCCGAAAUCGAUAUCUAUCUGUCAAUCUUGGUGCAAGUCUAUCUUUACGAUAAGAAGUCAAUCGAUGCCGGUGCUCAGUUCUCCAGUGCCCUUGUCGAGCAUUUGCGCACUUUGAACCGUCGCACGCUGGACGCUUUGGCUGCCCGGGUAUAUUUCUACUAUGCACUCUUUUUCGAAGAGCUGGCUCCAUUACCGCCGUCUCCUGCCGCUGCGGUGAUCUCCAUUCGGAAGAACCUUCUUGAUGCGCUCAGAACGGCUACCCUGCGGAAAGAUCAAGAUAUCCAAGCCGCGGUCACCACUCUCCUCUUGCGGAACUAUCUGUCUACAUCGCAUAUCAACCAGGCUGAUCUCUUGAUUUCGCGCACGAACUUCCCCCCGGCCGCGGCAAACAACCAAUAUGCCCGAUACCUGUAUUAUCUUGGACGCAUUCGAGCCAUUCAACUCCGGUACACCGAGGCUCAUGAGCACCUCACUGGUGCUACUCGCAAAUCACCGACUACUUACAAAGCCAGCGGGUUUUACCAGGCUUCGACCAAGUUGCUUAUUGUGGUUGAGCUGUUGAUGGGAGAUAUUCCUGACCGCGCGAUCUUCCGGCAACCUAGUCUGGAGAAGGCUUUGCAACCCUACCUUCAACUUGUUCAAGCUGUCAGUUCCGGCGAUGUUACUGGGUUCCAAAACUUGGUCCAGCGGUACAAUGCGACAUUCCGCAAAGAUGACACUUACACCCUGGUCCUGAGAUUGAGGCAGAACGUGAUCAGGACAGGCAUCCGUAUGAUGUCUCUUUCAUACGCCAGAAUCUCGUUACGUGAUAUGUGCCUAAGACUGGGACUGGACAGCGAGGAAUCCGCCGAGUACAUGGUUGCGAAGACAAUUCGAGAUGGUGUCAUUGAGGCUAGCCUUGACCAUGAGCACGGGUACAUGAAGAGCAAGGAAGUUGGUGACGUGUAUGCUACCAGAGAACCCGGCGACGCCUUCCACGAGCGCAUCCAAGCUUGCUUAGCUUUGCACGAUGAGAGUGUCAAGGCUAUGCGAUUCCCGAUGAACCAGCAUCGGCUGGAACUGAAAAAUGCUCAGGAGGCCCGCGAACGUGAACGCGAACUCGCAAAGGAAAUCGUGGACGGAGAAAUGGACGAUGAUGAGGGUCCCGGCGGCGAUUUCGAAGGGUUGUGA